CAUGUGAACAUGAAUGGCGUGUAAACUAUAACUUUACUAUUUAAAAAAAAAAAGCAAAAAGCCGCGUAGAACGUAUCUCCAUUACAUUUUAAUGCAUUAAAUUUCCUUUAGAAAAAUUAUACAUUAUGAAUUUUUUGGCUUGAAAGGUACGUGGAAAAGUUUGUAUCAUCACAGUUUGUGUUAUGAUAACUAAGCGUCAGCUUAUUUAAGCACAAGCUACCAACGUCCUGACGACCUCCUGAAGCGCAAGCGCGCCUGCUGUGCUCGGGGCCCUGGGUACGAUUCGGGCCGAGGUUUCACUUUCACAAACAAGCCCGGAGUUUGGACUGUGGUGGUAGUACAUCCCCUGUACCUGCGUAUCGCCGUAGUCGGUGCUUUCUGGAAAUGGUUUCUUUUUAUCAGGAUUCAACAAGAGAAAUCAGAGCACAGAUAAAUAAAAGAAACAGCAGCUCAAAAGCUGAUACUAAAAACACGGGAAACCGUUCGUUUUAUUGUUUGAUCUUUUGAUUUAUUUACUUAUCAACCCACAGUUACUGUUCAAUUAUCAGGAUGUAACCAAUCCAACAAAGAAAUCACGAGGAACUUCAGCAUGCCGGAAAUUAAUAAAAACACCAUGCAGAAACAGCUACGCCUUCGUAGUAGUCAUGCAAUGAAAACACAACAAAAAUCCCUUUUCGAAUCGAAGUUCAUCGUCAAUGUCGUGUCGGAGGAUCGAUUCGAUGAAUGUUUAAAUCCUUUUAACUACCCAUAUCAAACCAAUCGGAAAGUCCGUAGGUGUCAAUUAAAACCUGGUGAAGACGACUGUUGUUGCUCUUGUAACUCUGACGCUAUGUUUCAAGUGAUGAAGGCCUUGUAUGAAUGUUAUAAGAAGAAAAAUUGUCAAAAUUGCAAUUGUAUUCUUUGUGGCCAUUUGCAAAAGGAAGAGAGAUUGCUCGGAUUGAUAAACAACUCUUUUGGCACUAUUGCGGUUGAUGCUACUGACAAGGAACAGAAAGAAAAAGUAAAAAAAAAUGAAAGGGCUUCACUUGAAGGGAAAACACCUUCAGUAAAGGCUUUCAUAAAAAAAGCAAGAGAUGAGCGUGGUUUACCUCCAGAACCUAAAACUGCUUCCGAUGUGCCGCCAGAAGCAAAAACAAAAUCAAUGAAAAAAAAACAUAUAGAAGCAUCAAAAGUAUUGGAGCCACUACAGGGAAAAGCACCUAAAGAAAAAGAAAGAAUAUUACAGGGCUUGCAUGACACUGGCGUUACACUUCCUGAAGGUCGGACACCGUCUGAAAAAGCUCUUAUUGAUAAAGUCAAAGCAAGACCUCGUAAGCAUUCGGCAGUACCUAGAUUUUCAGAAAAAAUGCGAAAAGCAAAAGUUGAUGGCCUAUUAACACCUCUUAAAAGUAAGGCACCCGAAGAAAGAGACAGGAUUCUAAGAGAACUUGCUAUGCGCGGAAUACCUCUCCCUGAGGGCCAAACACCAUCAGACAAAAAACUUAUCGAUAAGGUUCGCACCGACCUAGGUCUUCCUAUUGAGCCCAAAAAUAAAGCUAUCAGAGAUAAACACCACAAAGCAGCUUCAGCUGGCAAACUUUUGCCAUUGGAAGGUAAAUCAGCUGCACAAAAAGAAAAUAUAUUGCAAGAUUUACACGACAUGGGUAUACCGUUACCCAUAGGAAGGACGCCUUCUGAAAAAGCUCUUAUUGCUAAGAUAAUGACUAGCCCCCGUGCGCAUUCCAUUACAGUGCCUACAGAGAAAAUGCGCAAAGCGAAAGCGGAAGGUUUGCUCACUCCACUAAAGGGCAAAACUUCAGCUCAAAAGGAAAAAAUAUUAAGAGGACUUGCAAAGCACGGCAUUCCUUUUUCCGAAGGCGAAACACCGUCAGAAAAACAGCUUGUUGAAAAGGUUCGCAGUGAGCUGGGUUUACCACCUAUACCCAAAACACCAAGUAUGAGAAGAAAAUAUGUGAAAGCUGCCGAUGCUGGAUUCUUGCAGCCAUUAGAAGGUAAAUCCCUGAAAGAAAAGAAAAAAAUUCUACGAGGUUUACAUGAUAUGGGUAUACCGUUACCAGAAGGUCGUACACCAUCUGAAAAAGCAAUCAUAAAAAAAGUCAAAAGCAAACCUCGUGCCUCUUCACUUUCUCUGAAACAUCCAGAAAGAAUUCGCAAAGCUACAGCUGAAGGGCAAACAUCUGAUCAGAGAGAAAAAGGUCUAAUAGAUCUUGCAAUGCGAGGACUGCCACUUCCCGAAGGUCUAACUCCAUCAGAGCGGAAACUGAUCGAUAAGAUUCGUGAGGCCCUAGGUUUGCCCAUUGAGCCCAAAACUAAAGCUAUGAGACAAAAAUACAAUGAAGCAGCUGCAGCAGGCAAGCUAUUGCCAUUAGAAGGUAAAACAUCAGCACAAAAAGAAAAUAUGUUGAGAGGAUUGUAUGACAUGGGCAUACCUUUACCCAAAGGGCGAACACCUUCUGAAAAAGCUCUUAUAGCAAAAAUUACAGCAGGCGCUGCAUCAUCCGCAAUUCGGCAGACGAAAUCAGAAAGAUUGAAAGAUGCUAAAGCUGCUGGGUUAUUGACACCGUUAGAAGGAAAAAAAGCUGAACAAAAAGAAAAAAUACUUCGGAGGCUUGCUAAGCGUGGCUUACCACUCCCUGAAGGUAAGACUCCCUCGGAUAAAAAACUAGUCGACAGAGUACGAGCCGAAGUGGGGCUACCACCAGUACCAAAAACACAAUCCACAAAAGAAAAAUAUGACAAAGCUCAAGCAGCCGGUCUCAUAACACCCUUGGAAGGCAAAACCACUUCACAAAAGAAAAAAAUUCUUAAAGCACAAGCAGCUAUGGGUUUGACACUACCAAAAGGGCGAACUCCUUCCGAAAAAGCUAUUAUCGCUAAAUUGAAAACAAAAUCAACACCAUCAAUUACAACAGAAAAAAUACGAAAAGCUAAAGAAGUGGGACUAUUAACACCUCUUACAGGUAAGCCUUCUAAAAAAAGAGAAAAGAUUUUAAAAGGCCUAGCUAAAGCAGAUUUACCAUUACCAGAAGGAAAAAGUCCAUCUGAAAAAGCUUUAAUAAAUAAAGUAAAAACUAAAUUGGGGCUACCCGAUUUAACUGAUUCAGAAAAAAUACGACGUGCUGAAGCUGCUGGUCUUUUAACACCAUUAGAAGGAAGAACACCUGCACAAAAAGAAAAAAUUCUAAGAGGCAGGGCAGCAGCGGGUUUACCUCUACCGAUGGGAAAAUCGCCUUCAGAAAGAGCUCUGUUACAGAAGAUAAAAGCUGAUACUGGCUAUGUGACACCGUCACCCUCAGAAAGGUUACGAAAAGCAAAAGCUGCUGGCUUGUUAACUCCUUUGAAAGGAAAAACACCAUCAGUGAAAGAAAAGAUAUUAAAUAAUAUGAAAGCCGCCGGCGUCCCUAUCUCUGAAGGUGAAACACCAUCUGAAAAAGAUUUAAUAAAGAAAUUAACGACUGAACCUCCACCUUUAAAGAAAACACAAUCGGAAAAAAUGAAGCUAGCAAAAGCUGCAGGUCUUUUAACACCUCUGCAAGGUAAGACUCCUGAACAAAAGCAAAAAAUUUUAAAAGGUUUGGUGAAAGCUGGCAUUCCAUUGCCUGAACCUAAGACCGAAUCAGAAACAAACUUAAUUGACAAAAUUCGUAAAGAAACUGGUCUUCCACCAGUGCUGAAGACACCAUCAUUGCGAGAAAAAUACAGAAAGGCUCAAGCUGCUGGAUUAAUUACACCGUUAGAGGGUAAAACCCCUGCAGAACAAGAAAAAGUAUUACAAAAACUUCAUGACGCUGGUUUACCUCUUCCGGAAGGUAGGGGAUCUACGGAAAAAGCUUUAAUCAAGAAAAUUCAAACAAAGCCACCACGACAAACUUCCUUCGAGAAAUUAACAUCAGCAAAGGCUGCUGGGUUCUUAACACCACUAGAAGGAAAAACAGCAGCACAAAAAGAAAAAAUAUUAAAAGGCCUUGCAAAAUCAGGCAUUUUAUUACCAGAGGGUAAGACUUCUUCUGAAAAAGACUUGAUAAACAAGGUUCGACAAGAAAUGGGAUUGCCGCCAGAACCUGAAACACCAUCAUUGCGAAAAAAGAUACAAAAAGCUCAUGCUGAUGGAUUAGUCACUCCACUUGAAGGUAAAACCCUAGCACAGAAAAAAAAAAUUCUCCAGGCUCUAGCUGACGCCGGUAUUCCACUUCCUGAGGGAAGAACUCCUUCUGAAAAAUCAUUAAUUGCUAAAACCAAACCCAAGCUUAAAGUACUACAAGAAAAAGCUGCAUCACUGGAACGAAAAGUAGCCGCAGAAAAAAAGAAAAGAAUAAAAGGAUUGAUAGACCAGGAAUUACCAGGUGGGCAAGCAAAAACGAAAACAUCUUUGGAAAAGUCUAUUAUUCAUAAAAUUCAAUCUGAUCUGGAAAUAGCCUUAACGUCAAGGACGUCAUCGGAAAAAUCUAUCAUUCGCAAAGCAAAAGAGGCAGGUUUAUUAACUCCAAUAACUGGAAAGUCACCAGCUGACAAAGAAAGAAUACUAAAAGGUCUUGCUGAAACCGGCAUACCGUUGCCAGUUGGUAAAACGGUAUCUGAAAAAGCUUUAAUAAAAAAAGUAAGGGCCGAAGCUGGCUUAGCACCUGAGCCAACUUCUUCGGAAAUAAUGGGUAAGAUAAAAAAGAAAACAACAACGAAACCAGGAAAAGGAAUAGAAGCUAGAAAAAUUGAACGUGUAAUUAAAACAACUACAUGCGAUCGAGGUUGUGGUUGUGAUAAAAAGAAAAUUAAGUUCAAACACAGUUACGUAAAAAUCAGAGUUACUUCUCCAGAUAUAUCUUCCCUCUGCGAUUGUCUGCAAGAAUGUAUCCCAGGCGUUACAAGUGGAGCUUUCAUUGACAACGACGGAAUUAAAGUUAUCGUUGGCAGAGUAAUAGGCGUACCUUUAUACUCUCGAGAGUAUAGCUACCAUAAUGUAGUUGAUGGUAACCCUAAAUCAAAACUCACAAACUUUUUUAAUAAACAUAAUAAGUCACAGUACAAGGUGUGCAUGAAUGUUGCUAAUGAAGAGGAAUACGUCAUGAACAGCAACUCCGAUAGUAGUUCCAGCAACCCGCACAGCAGCUCGGAAAGUGACAACAUUUCCGAGCACACUUAUACACCCCCCUACGAGGGGAGGCGGUGCAUUAAACUCGGAGUUUCAAAAACUAAAUCAAGAGCAAACAGUUUUGAUUCGAUUUUCGUUAUUAAAAGUGAGACCUCGUUAAGUCUGAACACGAGUCAAAGUAAUAGUAUGAACACAAUCAGUGUGGUGUCCGUUAUGAACAGCAGCAUAUCAAGCAAUUCUACUCAUUAUUCGGGUGAUCGAACGACUGAUGAAAAUGUGACUUUAAGCUCACUAGAUAAUUCAAUAACAAGCGAAAGCGAAGAUAACAACGAACGAACACCCAUUAGGACAGCCAAUGUGAAAAAGAAAAUUGUGCAACCAAAUCCACAACACGAGUACAAAGUGUAUAUGAUGUCUCAAACCAAAAUAAACUUUCCUACUCAUCAAAGCGGCAAAACCAAAAAAACACUGACUGAAGCUCACGCGCCUGUGACGAUAUUAAGCCACAUACCGACCAAACUAGAUUUGUCGAAGUUAAUGGAUAAGAUUCUUAAAAAGAAACGAUACGCCGAUGCUGCCUCCAUAUUCAUUGUAAUACCAACAUCUGAUGAGGAAACGGAAGAUUCCGAGGCUUCCGAAAACUGCAAUGCCAGUAAUAAGUCAAGUGAGACUCAAGUUUCACACCAAAAUAAAAAUCUGAAGAGUGUAACGAUGCAAACAUCUGCAUCAACAAACAAGAAGGUUUGUGGCAAAGGAAAUAAGUUUUAUAUGAAAAAAGUAUCAUCUUGUAACGACAAAGAAACAACGUUCCUAAAAGAAACUGUGCAAGUACUUAGACAAGUUGAAAUGAAGAAAAACCAAUUUUGCCAAAUAGCUGCGGCUAGUAAAAUGACACAAGUGGAACAAAAAAUAGAUCAAAUCGUUGGUACCGAUUUUAUCGUGGAGUCGCCGUGUUGUUGCUGUCUUGCGGAGCAAUCGUCCAGUCCAUGCAGUUCCAGGAGCAGCUAUAUAACUAAUGUGAUGUCAAGGCAACUCACACCGCGGUUCUUGAAAGGCUUGUCGAAUGAGUCACUAAAAAGACUUUUAUGCGAUGUAGCUCCUUGCUCCGAUGUCAUUUCCUGCAAUGAGCCGUCGAAUGCAUCUUGCCAACAUCGCCAGUCCUUCUCAGUAUUGAAACAGAGUCACAGAAAAGAAAGCUCUUCGCUUUGCGAUUGCAUUCGUAACUAUUCGAUGGAAAUUAUAAAAUCUCCACGUAAGCGUAUCUCAUUCAUCGAUUCCAAGAACUCAAAACUCAAAACUCAAGUUAGCAAAACGGCUCAUGAAAUAGCUGGUCAAGUAGACGUAGAUACUUCGCACCGUAAGGAUUCUAAAAACCUUGAAAUAGCAAAGGAAUCUAGAGAAUCAGAACAAGCCACAAAAUCUAAAGACCUUAAAAAAGCAAAUGAAUCAGAACAAGCAACAAAAUCUAAAAGUAAAAAUCCUAUAGCCAGUACUGAACAUUUAUCUCAAAAGACUGUUCAAGAUUUACGUGGUGAAAAAAGAGUACAAGAUUUACCUCGUGAAAAACCAGCACAAAAUUUAUAUCGUGACGAGGCAGUACAGGCAGACGACUCCAGUUCCAAUCUAUCAGAUGUAGAUACCUCGUACCCUAAGGAUAUAUGUCGUGAAAAAAUUGUAGAAGAUACACAUCCUGAAAAAACUGUACAAAAUUUACCUCGUGAAAGAACUGUAGAAGAUAUACCUCGUGCAUAUAGGCGAUCUGAGAGACAAGAAGACACCAAGCAACUCUUUUCCCACAAAGGUAAUUGCGUUUGUGAUGAUGUCGACCGCACUGGCGAUGACAUAAACCUGAAAACAAGCAACUUUAAAAAACCAAAAGGAACUUUUACCACCGAUGACACUAAAAAUAAAGACUGCGCAUGUCAAGUGAUCCGCGGCCAUGAUACCGUGAUACCUGAAAAAACGUCAAGUGCAAAUAGGCGAUCUGAGAGACAAGAAGACACCAAGAAAGUCUUUUCCCACAAAGGUAGUUGCGUAUGUGACGAUGUCGACCGCACUGGCGACUCUAAGAAACCAAAAGAAACUGUUACAACCGAAGAAACUAAACACAAAGCAGAUGCCGCAUGUCAAGUAGUCGACGGUUAUGAUAUUGUGAUACCUAAAAGAACAUCACGUGAAAAAUCAGUACAAAUCAUACCUCGUGAGAAAUCAGUACAAUUUAUACCUCUUGAAAAAACAGUACAAGAUAUACCUCGUGAGAAGUCAGUACAAAUUAUACCUCGUGAAAAAUCUGUACAAAUUAUACCUCGUGAAAAAUCAGUACAAGGCAUACCUCGAGAAAAAACAGUACAAGAUAUACCUCGUGAAAAAACAGUACAAAAUGUACCCCCUGAUGUGGCAGAACAGGCAGACGACUCGAGUUCCAGUAAAAAAUCAAAAAAACCGAAACGUGAAAGUAGCUCCUUAAAAUUCUUGUCUCAACUAAUUAAAUCUUCCUUAAGCAAAUUCAAUAGUUGUACAUGUGAUGACAAACAACAAACAGGUCUAGUAGAUACUACGCACCCUAAAGAUUCUAAAGACCUUAAAGAAGCGAAGGAAUCUAAAGAAUCAGAACAAGCAAAACAAUCUAAAGAUAAAAUUCCUGUAGCCAGUACUGAACGUAAAUGUUCUCAAAAAAAUGUUCAAGAUUUACCUCGUGAGAAAACAGUACAAGAUGUACCCCCUGACAAGGUAGAAAAUGCAGAUGACUCAGGUUCCAGUAAAAAAUCAAAAUCACCAAAACGUCAAAAUAGCCCCCUUAAAUUCUUGUCUCAACUAAUUAAAUCUUCCUUAGGCAAAUUGGAUAGUUGUAAAUGUCCUGACAAACAUCAAACAGAUCUAUUAGAUGCAGAUACUUCCCACCCCAAGGAUUCCAAAAACCUUAAAGAAGCAAAAGAAUCUAAAGAAUCAGAAGAAGGUAAAAAAUCUAAAAAAGAAAAAGCAGCAGAUAAAACGCACACAAUUUGUGGUUGUAACGAUGAUAAAGCCAAUAAGAAGGAGGCUGAAUCAAAGAAAAAUUUGUGCACAGACAAAACGCCUCAAUCGCAGAAAUCAUCAAAAAAUAAGCCCUCAAUUUGUAGUUGUAAAGAUGAUAAAGACAAUAAGAAGGAAGCUAAAUCAAAGAAAAACUCGGACACAGGCAAAACGCCUAAAUCGCGGAAAUCAUCUUCUAAGAAGCACUCAAUUUGUUGUUGUAACGAUGAUAAAGGCAACAAGAAGGAGGAAAUUUCUCAACCGCCGCUUGUAUCUAACAGUGAAGUUCCUCAAUUGCAGCCAUCAUCUAGCUCUGGAAAAACUCCUCAGGCGCAGCCGAUGUCUGACUCUGAACAGAAUCCUCAAUCGGUAUCAACUUCUGGAAUUGAGUCGUCAUCUCAACCAACAUGUGAAAUUGAAUCAUCGCCUCAAUCAUCACCAAUGUCACCAAAGAAAUCUUCACUAAGGAAAUCGUUACCCCCAUCUCCCGUGCCAGGUUCACCUAUCUCUGAACCAAAUCCUCUACUGGAACCAACAUCUGAAUCGGAAUCUUCACCUCAUUCAACACCUAUGUCACCAAGGAAAUCUUCACUAAGGAAAUCGUUACCCCCAUCUCCCGUGCCAGAUUUACCUAUCUCUGAACCAAAUCUUUUACUGGAACCAACAUCUGAAUCGGAGUCAUCACCUCAAUCAACACCAAUGUCACCAAGAAAAUCGUUACCCCCUUCUCCCGUGCCUGGUUCACCUGUCUCUGAGCCUCAACGAAUAUCACCUCCAAUCGACUCAUGCUUCCCAAAAACAGAGCAGACCCGGCAAUUAUGUAUGCAGCCAUCUGCAGAAUAUCUCCCUCCUGAAGGAUACUCUUACGAGGAAAUUGGUCCCAGUUGCGGUUGGGUAGACAUGGCAGAGGUCAUCAGAAGAAAAUCCGAGUGGUCACAGUAUACCUCUGGGUUCAAAGCCUGCAAGAGAAAAAAAGCAGUAAAAAAUUUAGAUGUACCGCAAGAGGAAAUUGAAUUAGACUUUGAAGAUGCCGUCAAAUACUAUGCAAGUACGCAUCCAGAACUAUUUCGGGAUUUAAUGCAACAGGAGUUACAAAAGAAAAUCGAAUCGGAGACUGACUUAGAGCAGUUCAAAGGCAAAGAAGGUAAAAAACUAAAGAAAAUAAAAGAAAAGGAGAGAAAACAAAGAGAAAAAGCGAGAAAAAAGGCAGAAAAGGAAAAAAACAGGAAAGAUAAAAAAACUAAAAAGAAAGGAAAACGCAGUUCAGAUUCCGAUGAAGAAGUUAAGCAAAAGAACUCACUUAAUGAGGAAACCUGUCGCUGUCCAUACGGACCCGUACCUCUGCCACCUUACGCGAGUACAUCUGAAGAAUGGGAAUAUCCCAGAGGAUUGAAAAUGUGCCUUGGAGGCAAGUUCUCCACUACACCAGGUCUCAAGGGUGUGGCGUGCUUCAAAAUGACUCAAGAAUCUCAAUCACUUUCAACUAUCUUUAAUCAAGAAUCUCUCAUCUCUUGGUAA
Helicoverpa armigera (cotton bollworm) is the source of this 9616-nucleotide messenger RNA. RefSeq lists its product as uncharacterized. The transcript has 7 exons. The record is from RefSeq and is a predicted model, not a curated record. Lineage: Eukaryota; Metazoa; Arthropoda; Insecta; Lepidoptera; Noctuidae. Bases 590 to 9616 code for a protein of 3008 amino acids.